Messenger RNA from Trichoderma asperellum CBS 433.97, 1634 nucleotides. RefSeq lists its product as uncharacterized. The record is from RefSeq and is a predicted model, not a curated record. Lineage: Eukaryota; Fungi; Ascomycota; Sordariomycetes; Hypocreales; Hypocreaceae.
GACGACUCUAAUAUUCAACAAUACGCAAGAUACCCCGAAAUAUCCACCUCUAGAAAUCAUGGCAUAGCACUAGGACAAAUCCUCAUUUUUUCAAGUCAUCCAGCUGGCGAAACUCGGAUCAGCCGCAAUGGCUAGUAACAAUUUUAUUUGGAUAAAUCCGACCACUACUUUGCCCGUCGAUCGCGCCAAAACACGACGUGAUAUCAUGCAGAAAGUGGCCCAGAAAAGGAAGGCAGAACCAAAGUAUCGGCAUCCCAACAGCAGACAACUUCCCCUUUUCAUACCCCGCGACGAUCUUUGUGAUAGCUCAGCAAAGUACAAGGAAUCCCAAACAUUUAAUGUGACAAAAAGACAUGCAAAAACCAAGUCCGAAGAUGUCUUCAUGCGGACAGAUACGACAUACUUGCGAACCCUCACCCCUACAUAUUCAACAGUCCUCGCCAAAACGAAUCUACAUUUCAUAGAUUUAUCUUUACUAACUUCAGUUGGGGUUGGUCGGUAUACUGGGCAAAGGCUUCUUGAAAGCCCUCAAAUUAUAUCGCAUUUCUUCAAGGGAAGAAACUGGUCAUACUUUCAGUAUAUACCUUUGCAUUACCAGCAAAACGUUUUAAUAAGAAGCGCUACAGAUUGUGUGCUGGCUCGCGUUAGGUGGUUACUUGCCCCCGACGACAGAAAAUGGGAGUUCCUUGCUCUCUCAUGCUAUUCAAGAGCGCUCUCAAAGUUACAAGAUGCGAUUCAUUCUACUUCUCAGCACAUUACAGCUGAGGUCCUCUGCGCUACGCUAACGCUAGGUCUAUAUGAACUCCUCAACCCUAGUCGAGAGGACGCGUGGAUGAAGCACACCGCAGGAGCAACUUAUAUAAUAAAAUUACGGGGUCCACAGAACUAUACAUCUGAGUUCGAGAAAUGUCUCUUCAUGGGCCAUGUUGGGCCAAUGGCCACGGAAGCAAUACUCAAUAAUGAAACCUGUUUCCUUGAUCAUCCAGCAUGGAAAGCGACCCUGCUAUCAAUUAUCACUGACGAUCCUCUUGUGCCGGAAAGAAGUACUAUGGUUAUCUCCAUAGUGUUGAUCUUUGUUACCAUACCUACUCUGUUCAAAAGGUUCACUGAUGUUAUUUGUCAUAAACCAGACGAGCCACUUCAAAUAAUUAAAGAGCUCAUAUCUCGAGCCCAGGAACUUCGAGUGUCUCUCCAAGGCUGGUAUCACAAAUAUAUCCAACCUAGUGGGGUCUCAAUUAAUGACUUAGCUUCUGGAAAUAUGUAUUACGAUGCGCUUAUUAUAUAUUAUAUUUGCAUGAUAUAUAGUAGCCGUCUCAAUACAUGCAUCCAUCUACAGGACACACCAGGUAUAUACAAAUUGGAAGAGGAAUGCCAGCGGUUUGCGAGAAUCAUUGUAUCAUUGCAUCAAAGCGGAGAAUCGUCCUCUAACCACCAGAGAGCGUUGCUACUAGCUCAGAAACUACCGAUUGCUGAAGCAACUAUUCAAUCUGGGGAUGCUUGGAAAACACAGCUGAGUCUUGGUUACAGUUACAAUCACAUCUUCAAAAUGCCUAGGGAGAAGUUUGACAUCUGGUGCAAACUCUUUGGACGAAGCACUUUGUAGUAGUAAUAGCUUGUUUGUUUAAUAAAUACCG